GUCACUAAUUUUCGCGGGAAUAAUUCGAAAAGUGGAUUUUGUGCAGUGGGACGAGUGCCGCCUGCGCGUGAGGACCAGAGGGAUAGCAUAAAUAAUUGAAUAACCACUGAUUAUCUACUGGUUUUACAUUCAGAAGAAACAAUGGAAUGCCAAGAAUUUAUUGUCCUAUAUACUCAUCAAAAGAUGAAGAAGUCAAAGGUGUGGCAAGAUGGAAUUCUGAAGAUCUCUCACUUAAAAAACAAAGCAAUUUUAUAUGAUGACAAAGGAACAUGUUUGGACAGUUUAUUUCUUAAGUGCCUUGAGGUGAAACCUGGAGAUGACCUAGAAAGUGAUCGAUACUUAAUCACAGUUGAGGAGGUUAAAGUUUCUGGAAGCAAAGCUAUUAAAGAGGAUGUUGUUAAAGAAACACCAGAGUUAAAUUCAAGAAGGUUUAUAUCCUCUGGCAGGUCUCUUGGAUGUCAGCCUGCUGGUUUAAAACGGAAAUUUACUGGUUUUCAAGUACCACGUCAGGUUCCCAAGAAAAUGGUUAUUACAGAAAAUGAAGAGUCACCAGUGUUACCUGAGACUAAGAGACCUGAUCCUCUUUUUGUACUUCCAUCUUACAGCGCACCACCUUUGUUUUCUUCUGUUGGCAAGAAAGAUAUAAACACUAUGCCAACAAACCUUGAGAACACUGUCCCUUAUAAGAACACAGAGAGAAAUGGCAUUUCCUCAGUUGACUCCGCUCCAUUCUUUAAGAUGAACACAGAAAUGCCAUGUGAAGAAAAUUAUUUUUGCUCUGAAAGUAAGCAUUCAGCCUCUUCACUCACCAGUGAGCCCAUGAAAAGAGAUAGUUUGACAUCUCACUGUUCAGGAGUUUCACAAACCAUCAGAAGCAAAGCGCAGAUACUAGCUCUUCUGAAGUCCAAGUCUACUAGUAGGUAUAAAGAACUCAAUUCUGAGGCUACAGAACAUUUUCCUCAGGUACAGCCACAAGGAUGUUUACAAGUUCCUGCUAAACCGAAGAGCUUAAUUAUGCAGGAAGAGUAUGCUGAGAUGAAGAAGAGCAAAGGAAGUUUAGACCCCCAGCACCAAUUAGAAAAUGCUAUGAGAAAUGAAAGUCGAUGGGCUAUGUAUUUGUCUGUACAGAAUUCACCUGUACAUUCUUCUGUGAUGGAUGGAAAUUAUAUAGAAAGGAAACCCAAGGCUCAGGAAGAUGAUAGAAAUUUGGAUGUGAAAGACCCUUUGGUACAAAAAGAAGUAAAAUUCUUUGAGACAUAUACUGAAAAGAGUAAAAAGCAUGAUGAAGAUAAGACAGGAACAAAUAAUGAUCAAUCCUGGAAUCAGGAAGUAAAAUUUGAAAUUCCUUCAUUCUGUGAAAGCAGCAGCUUACCAGUUACUUGUAGCAGAGCAGAAAAUGAUGAUUUAUUAUCUGAAUUUGACAUUCUAGAAGCUAAUAAAAUGCCUGUUAAUCAGAAUAACAAGGUAUACAUCAAAGAAUCUAUUCGUGUUACAGAAAAUUCUCAGGUGGUUAAUGCCUAUGGGACACCAGAAAAAGAGUUUAAACAACCAGUUUUGUCUCUGUCCGAAUCAGAACAUCCACAAAUUGAAUCUUCUCUUACUAGCAAUCCUAGGAUCUCUGAUGACAUUACAGACAUGUUUUCUAAAAGUCAUACUGACAGCGAAGAUCUUAAUAGUAUGCAUGAAUCUAUAGAUAAUGUAACACAACCAUUUCUGGAGAUAACUUUUAAUCUGAACCAUUUUGAGGCCAGUGACACUGAGGAUGAAUCACAAGAAAGUGACAAAACUUCCCAGAAUUCAGAAAAUGGAAUAAAAGAAAUUUUGGAUAAUGAUAGUAAUUCAUGUGUUCAGAAAAGAUGUAAGGAUAUAAGCCAUCAGGAUACAGGUAGUGAACAUUUGCCAUUUUUAACAUCUAUUAGUGGCAAACCUACAGAAACAUUGCCUAUUAAAGAGAUUCUGCCAUCACAGUUUUGUGAUAAAACUUGUGUGGGUUUUGACAUAGGACCUUGCAAAGCUGAAAAUAAUGGGGAAAAAAUAGAGGAAGAGUACCGUGACAUAGUAAGCAAUUUUGACCCAUCUUUAGAGUGGACUGAUGGUGUUUAUUUUAAAGAAGAUGCUAAUAAAUAUCUCCAAAAAGUCAGAAUUAGCUAUGAUUUCCCUUCACUGCCAAAUAAAUCUAAAGAUCCAAAUAUAAUCACUAAUCAGACUCCUGAAAACAAUAGUUCAUUUUCAGAAGGUGUCCAGCCUCAACCUUCUAUAUUAGGAAGUGACUUAGACAAAAAUGAUCAGGUUUUACCAUCAACCUCUAGCAAUGACAAUAUGCAACUAUUAUAUACCAAUCAGAAACACUCUGGAAGUACUGAGCUUGAUAAAGCAAAUACUCCAGAUUCCAAUUCUUUAUUUUACCCUCUAGAUAAAAAGCAUCCUGUUUCCACAGGCACCAAAGUAUAUAUUCCUGAAUCUGAAGAUUUGGGAAAGUUUAGAAAUUUACCAAAUGAUCACAAUGAAGUCAAAACUGCCAAACAGAGCAAACAAUACUGGAAUAAUCCUAGAAAUUCUUCAGAACUUUCUGGAUUAGGAAAUAACUUUUUGCUUUUAAGGUCACUGUCUGAACACAGUACAGCUUUAGACAGCUUGGAAAUACUGAAAAAGAAAAAUACUGUCCUUCAACAGCAAGAAACUCAGCAGACACAGGAGCCAGAUUGCUGUCCUGAAGCUAGGAAACCAUUUAUUACAGUAAUUCCACAAUCUGUUCCCAGAUCUCCUCAUUGGAACCAGGAUUCUCAACAAAUACUAAAAGAAAAUGAAGUUGAACCAAAUGAACCACUUCAGUCUUUGCCAUUCUUUUCCUUGGGAAGUGAAGAAGAGAAUGGUUUUCUAGCUGAUAUUCCUAAACAAAUAGAGAGAAAAACCUGUGAUGCUAAGCCUGUUGAAGAGUACCGGGUGAAAGGAUCAGCUACUGGUGGUAUAAUGACCAGAGGCUACAUCUCACAGCUAGGAAGCAGUCAGUUUCCAGGUAGCACUGAGUAUGAAAACUUCAUGACAAACUCUUGUUUUUUGACUCCAAAGUUGCCUAGCACUUGUAUACAGACAGACUUCUUUCAGUUCCCAGAUAAAGAAAACUUUCCAAAAGAAGAUACUGUCUUUAAUAUUGAAGGCAAUUUUCAAGUGUUAGCUGAGUGUGAUAAGAACUCAAUUGAAAAUAAUUGUUUCCUUCCAAAAGAUUCAGAACAUUCAUAUAAUUAUUUGGAUUAUAAUUUUAAAUCAGCAGAGAAGACUCUGUGGGAAGCAAAUAAGGUGACAUCAUCAGAGCAAACAUUGAACCCUGUUUCUACUUUCUCACUGAACUCAAGAGAUGGAGAUUUGAUGCUAGGAUUCUCUAAGGAGUCCUUGAAAGCAAGAACUUUACAUGGAACAAAAAAGUCCAGUCCUCUGGAAAGUAAGAGCAUUCAAAGGCUUCCAUUAGUAAGUAGAAUCCGAGUUCCACUUAUUACUUUGCCGUCUGCUGAUGGGCCACCUGACUUAGAUUCGUGUUCCUAUGUAAUUGAUUGUGACACACAAGAAUCUUCUGAUUCCCCUUUUUUCAACUUGUAUGAAGAGUCAGCAGUUCCUUGUAGCUUUGGGCCUGGGAACCAAAGUGAAACUUCUUUCUCUGAAGAAUCUAGGAAAGUGACUCCAUGGGAUGUUUUACUUCCUGAUAAUAAACCUACUCAAAGCAAGUGGCUGAAAUAUCAAAACACAUCCCAGUGCAACUUGACUAUUCCAGACAGAGUGGAUCAGAAAGUAACGAAUUGCUACUUUGCUGAGGCAGUUUCUGGGCUGCAUGUUAGUGACACAGGUGAAAGGCAUAGUGAUGCUACGAAUGACAUCUCGUUAGACUCUUUGCAUUUGCAAAUGAUGAAAGGCAUGCUGUAUCAGCAGCAGGAUUUUAGCAGUCAAGAUUUGGUUUCCAGAAAGACAGCACUGUCUUUGAGUUUAAAGCAAACUUCCAGGACUGAGGAAAUUCAACCUGUGUUAGGAGGGUCAGCCUGCUUCAACUACAGUGUUAAGGAUUUACAGGAGAUAAAUGACUCUGAGCUGUGCUUCCCAAGUGGCCAGAAAAUGAAAUCUGCUUAUCUUCCCCAAAGGCAAAUUCACAUACCAGCUAUUUUUCAGUCUCCUGCUCAUUAUAAGCAGAUUUUUACAUCUUCUAUCAUAGAACAUCUAAAUAUAUUGCUAUUUGAGUUGGCAUAUAGGUUGCACAAAGCUCUUUCAAAAGUUAACAUAUCAUUUUAUACAUCAUCAAAUGGAGAGAAACUGAAAAACUUGGAAAAUAAUGUACCAUCCUGCCAUCAUAAUCAACCUGCAAAACUUGUUAUGGUUAAAAAAGAAGGUCCAAAUAAGGGUCGACUCUUUUAUACAUGUGAUGGACCCAAAGCUAAUCAGUGUAAAUUUUUCAAGUGGCUUGAGGAAGGGACUCCAGGAUUUUCAUCACAGAAAGAAUCUCAAUCUGGCUUGGUUUUAAGUGAUAUGAAGAAUAUUGGCUUAUACUUAAGAAGUCAAAAGAUACCACUGUAUGAGGAAUGUCAACUUUUGGUGAGAAAAGGAUUUGAUUUUCAGAGAAAGCAUGGGAAACUAAAGAAGUUUGCUGUAAAUCCUGAGUUUCACAGUGAAUCAAAAAGCAGAAUUUAUCUUAAGCUGAGUAGGAAAGAAUGUUCUUCAAUGUAUAGCAAAGAUGACCUUUGGGUAGUUUCAAAAACUCUCGACUUUGAGCUGGAUACCUUCAUUGCAUGUAGUGCUUUCUUUGGACCAUCAUCUCUCAAUGAGGUUGAGCUACUGCCUUUGAAAGGCUAUUUCCCUUCUAAUUGGCCCACUAACAUUAUGGUCCAUGCAUUAUUGGUCUGUAAUGCUAGCACUGAGCUGACCACUUUGAAAAACAUUCAAGACUACUUUAAUCCAGCUACUCUACCUCUAACACAGUACCUGUUAACAAUGUCUCCAUCAACCACACUUAGCAACAAGAGAGUCAGUAAGAGAAAAUUUAUCCCACCAGCAUUUGCACAUGUCAACACAAAAUUUGAACUACUCAGCCAAGGAGCAACAUUGCAGUUAGCUAAUGAGUUAAUUCAGGUACACAAGUUAAAUGAGGAUCAAGCAACAGCUCUAAUUCAAAUAGCCCAGAUGAUGGCUUCCCAUGAAAGUCUUGAAGAAGUGAAGGAACUGAAGAACCAUAUCCUUCCUAUCACAAUUAUACAUGGUGUUUUUGGAGCAGGCAAGAGUUAUUUGCUGGCAGUGGUAAUUUUGUUCUUUGUACAGCUGUUUGAAAAGAGUGAAACUUCUACAGUUGGAAAUGCAAGACCAUGGAAACUUUUGAUUUCUUCUUCUACUAAUGUAGCAGUUGACAGAGUACUUCUUGAGCUUCUCAGUCUUGGAUUUGAAAAGUUUGUCAGAGUUGGGAGUAUUCGAAAGAUUGCCAAGCCAAUUUUACCUUAUAGCUUGCAUGCUGGCUCAGAAAAUGAAAGUGAGCAAUUAAAAGAACUACAUGCACUAAUCAAAGAAGACUUGACUCCCAUGGAGAAAAUCUAUGUGAGAAAAAGUAUUGAGCAGCAUAAAUUGGGGACCAACAGAACCCUGCUGAAGCAGGUUCGAGUAGUUGGAGUUACCUGUGCAGCCUGCCCAUUCCCAUGCAUGAAUGAUCUUAAAUUUCCUGUUGUCAUGCUUGAUGAGUGUAGUCAAAUUACUGAACCGGCUUCUCUCCUUCCCAUUGCAAGGUUUGAGUGUGAAAAGCUGAUUCUUGUUGGAGACCCCAAACAGCUGCCUCCUACUAUUCAGGGUUCUGAGGCAGCUCAUGCAAAUGGAUUGGAACAAACUCUUUUUGAUCGACUUUGCUUAAUGGGUCACAAACCCAUUUUGUUGAGAACCCAAUACCGCUGUCACCCUGCCAUCAGUGCUAUCGCUAAUGAUCUGUUCUAUGAAGGAAAGCUUAUGAAUGGUAUUUCAGAAACAGACAGGAGCCCUUUACUGGAAUGGCUGCCAACCCUGUGUUUCUAUAAUGUUAAAGGGCUGGAACAGAUUGAAAGAGGUAACAGCUUUCAUAAUGCGGCAGAAGCUGGUUUUACACUCAAGCUGAUUCAAUCACUGAUUGCAAGUGGAAUAGUGGGCUCUAUGAUUGGGGUGAUAACAUUAUACAAAUCCCAGAUGUACAAGCUGUGUCAUUUACUCAGUACAGUGGAUUUUAACGAUCCUGACAUUAAAGCGGUGCAGGUGUCCACAGUGGAUGCUUUUCAGGGAGCUGAAAAGGAGAUCAUUAUUCUGUCCUGCGUAAGGACAAAACAAGUAGGAUUCAUUGAUUCAGAGAAACGAAUGAACGUUGCAUUGACCAGAGGAAGAAGGCAUUUGUUGAUUGUGGGAAACUUAGCUUGUCUGAGGAAAAAUCAAUUAUGGAGACGUGUGAUCCAACACUGUGAAGGAAGGAAAGAUGGAUUGCAACAUGCCAGCCAGUGUGAACCACAGCUGAACCAUCUUCUUAAAGAUUAUUUUGAAAAACAAGCAGAAGAAAAACAGAAGAGAAAGAGUGAAAAAGAGAAAUCUCAAUCAUGAAAAGACAUGGUAUAGAUAUUUUGUAUUUAUAUAAAUUCAGAUUCAUGUUAUACUAUAUAUUUUUAUA
Molecule: messenger RNA, 6646 nt
Organism: Lepus europaeus (European hare)
Lineage: Eukaryota; Metazoa; Chordata; Mammalia; Lagomorpha; Leporidae
Gene: ZGRF1
Product: zinc finger GRF-type containing 1
Exons: 31
Coding region: 142-6579 (2145 amino acids)
Biological process (GO): double-strand break repair
Cellular component (GO): site of double-strand break; nucleus
Molecular function (GO): helicase activity; zinc ion binding
Source: RefSeq, a predicted model, not a curated record